AUGCUGAGCGCUCCGGGCGACCCGACGCCCGAGGUGGAGAGGAUGCUCGACUGCGGGUCGCGGAUCCGGGCCGCAAGCGCCAUCGUGUGCGAAUUCGCAACGCACGAGCACCAGGCCCUCAGAGGCCCCACGCACACCAACAAGCGGGCGGCGCUGCUCCUGCGGUCGGCUUCCGCGCUCGCAACCUGCGCGACCUUGACGAUCAGCCACGGCGUCUGCGACAAGCACGGCGUGAACACGGCGUGCACGGUCCUCGGCCGACACACCCCCCUCAUCAAGCUCCUCACCCUGUCCCGCCUCGACAUCUCCCGCCUCCGCACGUCCGCCGCGGCGCUCGCGCAGGCCCUCGGCACCGCGCCCGAGGCCGCGCUCACCGUCGUCGGCACCAGCAAGCUCUCCCACGCCCUCCGCGGCGCGGCCGUCUCCGGCGUCGCCCGCACCAUGCCGGAAGCGGUGCACCGCCUCGCGGCGCUCGCGGCGACGCCCGCGGGCCUCCUGCGUGCGUCGCCCGUGGACGUGGAGCACAUUCUGCAUGCGCUGAACGUCAGCAGCUACGACGUGUCGGAUCCCUCGCGCGCGGGCGUCGUCGCGGCGCUCGCGUCCUUCCUCGCGACGCGCGCGCGCGCCGCAGCCAAGACCGCUACGCCCCCCCCCAAGCAGCUCGACUCCCCCCGGGCCGCCGCCGACGCGCACCAGCGCAAACCCCACGCGCCGAUGCUCCUCGAGACCGUCGCCGGCGCGACGAUCGCGCUCAGCGGCCUGCGGUACUACCCAGGAGACCACUUCGCCGCGGCGAUGGCGGCGUGCGCAGCCGACCCCGCGCUCGCGCCCGUCAGGCAGGACGACACCGAGCGGCCGCGCGCCGCGCGGUCCGCGGUCGGCGUCGCGUGCGCGCUCGCGGACCUCGGCGCCGCGCUGCCGCACGACACCGUGACUGCGCUGCUGGGGCGCGCGUGGGAGGAGACCCUCGCGCGCAACCCCGGCGCGCAGGCAAGGGGUUGGGGGCGCUUCUCGGACACGCUGGGCCGCGUGGCGGCCGCCGCAGCGAUGCUCUCGCACGACGCGGAGGUCUGGUGGGAGAGCGUGAUGGUCUCGGUGACCAGCGCGUUCGAGGCCUCGCAGCGCGCGGGCGAGCCGGCGUUCGACGCCACUUCGAUGCUCCUCGACGUCGCUGACGCGGUGUGUGCGAGCCCGGUCGCGGCGGAGGCGCUGCGGGCGGUCGACGGCGACGGAAAGGUGCUCCCUGCGGCGCUGCAGGCGCGGUACGAGCGCGAGAGCGACCCGGAGCUCCACUGGCCACUUGCGGCGCAGAAGACCGUCGUUGGGCUGUUGCAUCCGGGAGGGGACGUCGCCGCGGCGAUCCGGAAGCGUCUCGGCGCGGAGUGGGCGGUCCGGGAGGGCUUUCUCGCGCAGUCCGUAGUCGGGGAUGGCCCGAUUAUGGGCCACUUUGCUGUUCCUAUUGCGCUGCUGAGUAGGGACGGGACGUGGCGGCUGGCGGUGGAGAUCGCGGGGCGCGACGCGGCGCUGAACGAUCCGACGCGGCUGACGGGGCGCGCACGGCUGCGGCGGGGCGAGAUGCUGCGGGGCGGCUGGGGUGUGGUGCGCGUUGCCGUGCAGCGCGGGCGGGACCGGAAGCCCGACGUGGGCGACUUGGCGCGGCAGCUGCGAGCCGGGAUCGAGGCCGCGGUGGUCGCGGCCGCGCGACGGACGCGCCGCGAGAUGUAA
Messenger RNA from Pedinophyceae sp. YPF-701, 1725 nucleotides. The record is from the annotation of a GenBank genome assembly. NCBI's taxonomy places the organism in Eukaryota, Viridiplantae, Chlorophyta, Pedinophyceae.